CUACAACUCUGUGGAUUUAACCAACAAGCAAGAGGAAGAGAGAGUAGGGCUAGGUAAUAAAAUAUAAAUCCAGUUUUGUACUUCCUUCCUUCCUACCGGAAGCACUUUAACAAAAAUACACCAGUAACUCAAACCUUACUCAAAUUGACCAUAACGCUGUUUGGAGUGGUAUCAAGAGCAAUAUCAGCAACUGUCAGGAUUCUUUCAACAGAAAACAGGAAGAACUUUGACAGAAGGAUCGGUGAGCAGGAUGGUGGACCACCUAAUGAACACAGAGAUCAAUACACAACGGAUAGUUGCAGUCGAAAAUUGCUUUGGAGCAACAGGUCAGCCUCUGGUCAUGCAUGGGCGAGUACUUGUAGGUGAAGGAUUAUUGACAAAAGUCUGUCGCAAGAAGCCAAAACCCCGGAUGUUUUUCCUAUUUAAUGACAUCCUGGUAUAUGGAAGUAUUAUCAUCCACAAGAAAAAGUACACCAGUCAACAGAUAAUACCAUUGGAGGAUGUCAAUGUUGAAGAUCUUGCAGAUAAUGACAGUCUGAAAAAUCAAUGGAUGAUAAAAACCUCACGAAAAUCAUUCAUAGUGUGUGCUGCAACCCGGUCUGAAAAAGAAGACUGGAUAAAGCAUAUUAACAAUUGUGUUAAAAAACUGCUGGAAAAGACAGGAAAGGCACCACCUACUGAACAUGCAGCCCCUUGGAUACCAGACAAGAUGACAGAAAUCUGCAUGCGGUGCACUCAAAAGAAGUUCAACACUUUAAUUCGCAGGCAUCACUGUCGGAACUGUGGCUUUGUGGUGUGUUAUUCUUGUUCAAAGCACAAGUUUCUUAUGCCUAAGCUGUCAUCAAAGCCUUUAAGGGUAUGCACAUUAUGUUACAAUAAAUUGAUGGAAGAGAAGGGUAAAAUCUCAACAUUAGACCGAAAAGCAGAUGAGAUCACUGAUCUGAAUGAUGAUGAAGAUGAUGACAAAUCCAGUGAUGAGGAGAAGCAAGACCUGGGACAGGAUCCAUUAUUUUCAACAGAUCUCUCUUGGUCCUCUUUCCACACUUAG
Molecule: messenger RNA, 1048 nt
Organism: Rhincodon typus (whale shark)
Lineage: Eukaryota; Metazoa; Chordata; Chondrichthyes; Orectolobiformes; Rhincodontidae
Gene: plekhf1
Product: pleckstrin homology domain containing, family F (with FYVE domain) member 1
Exons: 2
Coding region: 251-1048 (265 amino acids)
Molecular function (GO): metal ion binding; phosphatidylinositol binding
Source: RefSeq, a predicted model, not a curated record